Quercus lobata is the source of this 2152-nucleotide messenger RNA. Its product is annotated as probable WRKY transcription factor 3. The transcript has 4 exons. Gene Ontology annotation, biological process: regulation of DNA-templated transcription. The record is from RefSeq and is a predicted model, not a curated record. Gene Ontology annotation, molecular function: DNA-binding transcription factor activity; sequence-specific DNA binding. The coding region runs from base 193 to 1725 and encodes 510 amino acids. Lineage: Eukaryota; Viridiplantae; Streptophyta; Magnoliopsida; Fagales; Fagaceae.
UAUUAAAUUAUUAAGAGAGUAGUUGCAAGCAAUUACGCACACAGAUAGAGAGAGAGAGAGAAAUAUUGCAGAGACACAGAGACAGUUAUACACAGAAAGAUAGAAAAUUUGAAAGAGAGAGAGAGAGAGAGAUAGAGAGCUUUUACAAGAAAGUACUUUGCAUAGAGACAUACAAAAAGAAAGAGAGAGAGAAUGGCAAAGAGUGAAGAUUCAGGGAGAGUUACAGCACCAAGGCCAACAAUAACACUCCCACCUCGACCAUCCAUGGAGACCCUUUUCACAGGUGGGCCUGGAGCAAGCCCUGGACCCAUGACUCUUGUCUCUUCCUUCUUCUCUGACAACUACCCUGACUCUGAUUGCCGUUCCUUCUCUCAGCUUCUCGCUGGAGCCAUGGCCUCUCCUCUAGCCACUCCCACCUUCUUCACCCACAAAGACAAUUCUUUGAAGGACAACACUUCUGGGUUUAAGCAAAGUAGGCCAACCAAUUUGGUUGUUGCUUCCUCACCAUUGUUCACUAUUCCACCUGGCUUGAGCCCCUCUGGCUUUCUCAACUCCCCUGGAUUCUUUUCUCCUCAGAGCCCCUUUGGAAUGUCCCACCAGCAGGCCUUGGCACAGGUUACAGCUCAAGCUGCACUAGUCCAAUCUCACAUGAACAUGCAAGCUGAAUUUCAACCUUCUACACUAGCAGCUUCUACAGAGUCAUUGACGCAUAAUCCAUCCUUUACUAUAAGUGAAGCUUCACGACAGCAGAUGGUACCCUCAACAUCAGACCCCAGAAAUUCCAUGAUGGAACAAUCAGAGGCCUCACAUUCUGAUAGGAAAUACCAGCCUACCAUUGCUGUUGAUAAGCCUACCAAUGAUGGCUACAACUGGCGUAAAUAUGGGCAGAAACAGGUUAAGGGCAGUGAAUUUCCACGAAGCUACUACAAAUGUACACAUCUGAAUUGUCCUGUCAAAAAAAAGGUUGAGCGUUCUCUUGAAGGACAAAUAACUGAAAUUAUCUACAAAGGACAGCAUAAUCAUGAACUGCCUCAACCCAAUAAGCGUGCAAAAGAAGGUAGUGAUCUAAGUGGAAAUACAAAUUCUCAAGCUAAGUCAGAUCUGGGUUUGCAAAAUCAGGCUGGAAAUUGGAACAAGUCGAGUCAAGUGGUACCAGCUUAUUCAGUUCCUGAGAGGGAUCAAGAAUCUACUCAAACAGCACCCACUCAGUUAACUGGAUCAAGUGACAGUGAGGAGGAAGGUGAUGCAGAAACAAGAGAAGAGGGGGGUGGUAAUGAGCCAAAUCCAAAGAGAAGGAUGACAGAUGCUGGGACAUCUGAGGUACCUUUGUCGCACAAGACUGUGACAGAACCAAAAAUCAUUGUGCAAACAAGAAGUGAAGUUGAUCUUUUAGAUGAUGGCUAUAGGUGGCGGAAGUAUGGACAAAAGGUGGUCAAAGGCAAUCCACAUCCAAGGAGCUAUUACAAAUGCACUAGUGUGGGAUGCAAUGUCCGUAAACAUGUUGAGAGAGCUUCAACAGACCCUAAAGCUGUCAUAACAACAUAUGAGGGAAAGCACAAUCAUGAUGUCCCAGCAGCUAGAAACAGCAGCCACAACACAGCCAAUAGAAUUGCACCACAGAAGGUGGUGACUGAGAAACAUCCAUUGCUUAAGGAGAUGAAUUUUGGAAGUAAUGACCAGAGACCAGUACUUCUACAACUUAAAGAAGAGCAAAUUACAGUAUAAAGUUCCCUGCUGAAAUCUCUUAUGAUGCCAUCAUCAGUUCAGUGGUUAAUUCUAGUGGACUAACAAGGCGCAAAAUGAAGCAAUGCAGAAUAUAGAAAUUACAUGAAAGGUUUAUUAGCAUUGUCUGGAGAUGGUUACUGCAUGUGUAAUUGGUUGAUGAAACUUCCUGCAUACAGCUCCUUCUGCACUUUGAUAUUGAGAUUUGGUACCACACAUAUAUAUGAUACUGUUUACACUUAAAUCGUAGAUGACUGUAACUUACAUAUUGAUUUAGCUUAAGUUCCUUGGCUGUUCUUUUUUCCUGUUUGAUUCUCCUUAUAGGGGCUGUUUUGUAAUUGGCAAUGUGAGCUGAAGGCAAAGAACCAUGCCAAAAUUGAGAUUGUGAUGUAUGUUGGCUGGCAAAACCUUGUAUAAAGUUUUUUUUUUU